Molecule: messenger RNA, 345 nt
Organism: Amoebophrya sp. A25
Lineage: Eukaryota; Dinophyceae; Syndiniales; Amoebophryaceae
Source: the annotation of a GenBank genome assembly
AUGUUGUCUAGUAAGAACAAUACCCAUAUUCAUCGGACUAGCAACACCAUUUUUACAUGGCUUAUCAACUAUUAUCGGAACUCGUACUCGAUCAAAAUCCUGACCAAGAGCUGCAGGAGCAUCCCAUUUGUAUCUUUGAAGUUCGCCCAUAUUUGCAAUGAGUUCAACUAUGAGCUGCAUCGUGGACGCGAAGUCAUGAUGCCUGCACGGCGCUCCUCUACUAGACGAAGCAAUUAUCGCAUGUUUCAUCCGAAAGAUCGCGAACCCAAAGAAACAAACCAAUGGAGCUGUAUGUCUUCCGAACAUUCUGAUCAAAAAAAGGAAAGAAGCACGUUCACACGAUGA